UGAAAUUCGAGGAAAUUCGCAUCCACUUGCGCUAGCUUGCGCAUUAUUUUCCUUUCGAGAUGAAAAUAGAGUUUAAUUUUUAGAAAAUAGUGAUAUUGUAAAUUAUAUUUUUCAAUUAACUUUUUGAUAACGCUUAUUUUAGUUACUAAUUUACAUCGUUACAUGAUUAAAACCGAAGGACUUGUUUAUUUUAUGCUUUGAAUUUUCAUCGUAUGGCUGCUUAUAUCAAUCGCACCAUUUCUAUGAUAUCUACUGACUCUGGCUCUGCUCAUUCGCGAGGACCGAUAUUUCCUGCUAAUGGAGAUAAUAGACAUUAUAGAGAAUCUUCUCCUCUGCAGAUAUUCGUCAAAGCCAAGAAGAAGAUAAAUGAUAUAUUUUCCGAAAUCAACGUCUACGUUCAGGAUUCAACUAAAUAUGUCAACACUAUUCAAAGUAAUAAAACUUUAAUCCAAGAUGAAGAAGCGAAAAAAAUCAACGAUUAUGUCAAUAAGGUCAAAGGUAUUCGGGAGGUAUUGGCCAGGGAUCACAUGAAAGUAGCCUUUUUUGGAAGAACGAGUAGUGGUAAAAGUACCGUAAUCAAUGCUAUGUUGAGGGAUAAAAUUUUACCCAGCGGUAUCGGUCACACGACUAAUUGUUUUGUACAAGUUGAGGGCUCUGAAAAUGGAGAAGCAUAUUUGAUAACCGAAGCAAAUAGUGAAAAGCAAAACGUGAUGUCGGUUGGCAAACUGGCACACGCUUUGUGUGAUGAAAAACUGCAAGAAAGUCAACUAGUUCGUAUAUUUUGGCCGCGAGAUAAAUGUUCUCUUUUGCGCGAUGAUGUCGUUCUGGUCGAUUCUCCUGGAGUUGACAUCACUCCUAAUUUAGACGAAUGGAUCGAGAAGCAUUGUUUGGAUGCCGAUGUAUUUGUUCUGGUCGCUCAUGCUCAGUCUACUCUGAUGAUCACUGAAAAAAGUUUCUUUCACAAAGUCUCCCAAAGAUUAUCCAAGCCGAAUAUAUUCUUAUUAAAUAAUCACUGGGAUACGUCAGCGUCGGAGCCCGAAUACUUAGAUCAAGACGCUAACGAGCAACACAGGGCUCGUGUUCAGCAUACCGAAAGAGCUAUUGAUUUUUUGGUCGAAGAAUUGAAAGUUUGUAGUCAAAAAGAAGCUGCCGAGAGAGUAUUCUUCAUAUCAGCCAGAGAAUGUCUGCAAGCCAGAUGUAAAGAGGCUCAAGGGCAAUCAAUACAAAAUGGAGCCUUGGCUGAAGGUUUUCCCGCGAGAUAUUUCGAAUUUCAAGACUUCGAAAGGAAAUUCGAAGAAUGUAUUUCCAAAUCGGCUGUGAAGACAAAAUUCGAGCAGCACGUUCAACGAGGGAAAGUAAUCGCUAAUGAUAUGCGUGUGACUAUGGAUACACUUUACGAAAGAGCCCAAAAACUGAAAUCCGAUAAAAAUGAAAGCAAGAAAGAAACUUACGAAAAGUUGAACUACACCGAACAAAAACUUUUAUUGCUAACUCAACAAAUGAAAGAGAAAAUCCAACAAAUGGUCAGCGAAACUGAGGAAAAGGUGAAAAAAGCACUGAGUGAAGAAAUUAGAAGACUGUCUGUGUUAGUAGAAGAAUUCAACGCACCGUUCCAUUCCGAUGCGCUAGUGCUGAACGUUUACAAACGAGAGUUACACGCUCACGUUGAAUCUGGUUUAGGAAGUAAUCUCAGAGCCCGUUUAUCGAACGCAUUAGCCAUGAAUAUCGAAAGCAGCCAACGUGAAAUGACCGAACACAUGUCCACGUUAUUACCGGCGGAUAGACGUCAACAGACGUUGGGCAUUUUGGCUCGAAGACAACCGUUUGAAAUAUUGUACAGAUUGAAUUGCGAUAAUCUAUGCGCCGAUUUCCAGGAAGAUUUGGAGUUUAGAUUCUCUUGGGGUGUUACGUCGCUGAUUUCGAGAUUUGUGCAAGGCAAUUCUCGUCAUCAAAUGUCGUUGAAAAAUUACGUAAAUCAGAUUCCGCCUACUCCUCCAUCAUCUGAUGAAUUGUGGUAUUCUCAAGAACAUGUAGUUUAUCCAAAUACGCCGAGAUCAGAAGACUGGUUGAGUGGGUUAGCAUCACGAAUAGCUUUAGCUUCUGUUACCUCGCAGGGUACUAUCGGUGGUCUUCUAGUAUCCGGAUUUAUGUUGAAAACCAUCGGUUGGCGUGUGGUAUUAGUUACCGGUGCGAUAUACGGAAGCAUGUAUUUAUACGAAUGGAUCACAUGGACCAAUAAAGCUAAAGAGAAAGCAUUUAAAAGACAGUACGUCGAUCAUGCUACGAAAAAACUUCGUUUAAUCGUUGAUUUAACAUCGGCCAACUGCAGUCAUCAAGUUCAACAGGAAUUAUCCAGCACUUUCGCCCGACUAUGUCAACUAAUCGAUCAAGCUACUAGUGAUAUGGCAUCAACGAUGAAAGAAUUAGAAAAAGAAAUACAACUAUUAGAAUCGGCAGCCAACUCUGCCAAAGUUCUACGUAAUAAAUCUGAUUAUCUAGCAAAAGAAUUAGAUAUGUUCGAAGAAACAUAUUUACGAAUGUACAAUUGAAAAUUUUAUCUUGUUGAGACGAGCUCGAGUCAUUAACCUAUUAUGUUGUUUUAGUCGUUAUAGUUGUCUUGUUUUUUAACGAUUAUUUUUCAAGUUUUCUUUUCCUGUUUAGGAUUUUUAUUUCGUCGAUUUACUAUGGCAGUUUUUCGCUGGUUUUAAAAUAUCUACGCGUUUGUCUAUUCGGUUUUUGUGGAUACCAGUUUUUAUACAUACAUUUUGAAGUAUUUUUAUCGUAGCUUUAUCCUUCUCAAUUUUAAUAGUUUCGCUGGCCGUUUUAAAUGAUUUUCUAGAAUAUUUAUCUGAAAAUGAAUUUUAGUCUAGUAAUUUAUUAGCUAUACCUACUCAGAAGUGCACGGAAAUGUGUUUUAUUUAAUUCGACUUGUACAUCAAAAAGGUUUUUUUUCGAUUGUUAAGUAAGUUUUAGCUUUUUUGUUUCGCAAAUAAACACAGUUUUCCAGUA
Molecule: messenger RNA, 3009 nt
Organism: Planococcus citri (citrus mealybug)
Lineage: Eukaryota; Metazoa; Arthropoda; Insecta; Hemiptera; Pseudococcidae
Gene: Marf
Product: Mitochondrial assembly regulatory factor
Exons: 15
Coding region: 213-2549 (778 amino acids)
Biological process (GO): mitochondrion localization; mitochondrial fusion
Cellular component (GO): mitochondrial outer membrane
Molecular function (GO): GTP binding; GTPase activity
Source: RefSeq, a predicted model, not a curated record